Paramecium primaurelia is the source of this 3860-nucleotide messenger RNA. The record is from the annotation of a GenBank genome assembly. Lineage: Eukaryota; Ciliophora; Oligohymenophorea; Peniculida; Parameciidae.
AUGGAUAAUUCAGGAGAAAAAUUAGAUUUAGAAGAUUAGCAAAUUCCAAUAAGUUAAGAUUCUUAAGAUGAUGAUAACUUAAAUACUAAUAAAUCAAAGUUUGUAGACAAUAAUUAAGAUAUCAAUCAAGAAAAUAUGAUUAAAUCAUUACAAGAAGAUUACUAGAAUUAGAUAGAUUUGGUUAAAAAAGAAAAUGAAUCACUUGUUCAAUAGAUUUAACUUUUGAAAGACUAGUGUAAUUAAUAAUGUCAAAUGAUAGAGGCCAACAAUAUAGAAUAUCAAAAAAUAAUUUAAUCUAAUGAAAAAACUAAUAUGGAAUUAACAUAAAAAUAUGAUAAAGAGUGUUUAGAAUUUUAAUAAGAAAUUUAGAGAUUACAAAAUUAAGAAAAAGAUUUAUAGAUAGAAGUUCAAAAUUUAAAAGAUCAAAUUAAAUAAAUUACUCAAGAUCAUCUAAAAGCAUAAGAAUAAAUAUAAGAGUAAAAUGAAUUAAUAAAUUAAUUACAACAAUAGAAUCUUGUAAAUUAAAAUAUUUCUGAAGAUAAUUCUAAUAUGAAAAAAGAAAUUGAAAUUCUUAAUUAAAAGGUUUAAGAAUAAUUACAAUAAAUUGACAUGUUAAAUAUUAAUCUAAUUAAUGAAAAACAAUAAGAGAAGGAAUUAUUUUAAUUAGAAAAAUAACAAUUAUCAUCAUAAUAUGAAACUUAUCAAUCAGAAUUAUUAAAUGAAAUUGAAGCAUUAGCAUAAUUAUUAAAAAAAUCUGAAUUAGAAAAUUAAUAAAUAGAUGCCUCAUAAGAAUAAAAUAGAAAAGAAAUUGAAAUAUUAACUGAUAAAAACUUAGAAUUAGAAAAUUUAAACAAUGAGUUAACUAAGUAAUUAGAGUCAUUAAAUAUUAUGAUACAGGAUUUGAAUUAAUAAUUGUAAGAUUAAGAAAGACAAUAUUCAAUUAUAAAAGAAUAGUCACUCAAAGAAAUUGAAUAAAAAAAUAAAGACUUAGAUAUUCUAAAUUAGUAGAUUUAAAAUGAAUUACAAUAAAAAGAAUAACUUUUAUAAAAUAAUAUAAGUUUAUAGGAAAAAAAUUAAGAAUUAGAAAAUUUAAUAAUUCAGCUUAGGAAUUAAUCAAAGAUAUAAGAAGAAAAAACUCAAUUAGAGAUUGAAGUCAUGUAAUUAAGUUUAGAAGAGGCUUAAGAAAAAGAAAAAGAGAGUAUUGAACAAGAAAAUAAUAUAAAAAUUAAAUUUUAAGAAUUAAAUAUAAAAUAUGAAAAUUUAGAAAAAUAAUUCAACGAAAGUGAAAGUAAAUUAAACGAAGAGAUAUCAUAAUUAAAAAAAGAACUAGAAAUUAAAUAAAAUCUAUAUUAAGAAUUAUAAGAUAAAUUAACUAUAAUAAAUGAAAAUCAUAAAAAUGAAUUGGAAUAAUUAAAAAUUACUAUGGAUGAAUAAUAUAAAUUUAAUCAUGAAUAAGAAAGAUUGAAUAUAAUUGAACAAUUAUAAAUUGAUAAUUAAUAAUAAUCUGAAAUAUAAUAAUAGCAAUAAGGAUAGUAGAUUAUUGAAGUAGAAGAAUUAAAAGAAUAAAUUUAAAAAUUAGAAAUUUAAAAUUAAGAAUAAAAGAAACAAUUAUUAGAAUAGUUAGAAAAAAAAGAAAAAGAGUAUUAAUAAGAAGUUGAUUUAUUAACUAGAUAAAGAAUGGAAUAAGAUGAAAUAAUUCAAUCAUUAUAAAAAUCUCAGACACUUUUAAAAGAGAAGGAAUUAUAAAUAGAUUAAUUGAAUUUACAAUUAUGUGCUAAUUAAGAAGAUCAGUAUAAUAUGGAAUAAAAAUAUGAAAAUAGAUUAUUAUUAUAAAAAUAGAAGCAUGAAUCUUAGAUAGAUGAUUUACAUAGAUUGAUUUAAGAAUUGAAAUAGUAAUUAGAAACUGUAGAAAGUGAAGGAAAGAUGAUGUAAAAUAGUUUAAAUGAUAUGGAAGUGUUAGAUUUUAAAUGUAAGGAAUUGAAAACAGAAAAUGAUGAACUUAAAUAAAAGAUUUAAGAAAAAUAAGUUUAGAUUGAUGAACUUAAAUUGAAAGUUGAUGGAAAUAAUGAUUAGAAUGAAUAAGAAUAAAAUAAAGAUACUUAAAUAGAAGAAUUAAAUGCCUAUAUAUUAAAAUAAGAAGAAGAUUAUUCAGAAUAAUUUGAAAAAUUAGGAAAUUAGAUUGAAAAGUUGAAGAACCAAAUCAAAUAAUUGGAAAUCGAUAAUUAAGAAUAAUAAAAAGUCAUAAUAUAAUAACAAUCUUAAUUAUAAUCAAUAACUUAGUAAUAGCAAUCUUAAUUACAAUAAGCAUUAUCAUAAUAUUAAUAACAAUAAUAAUAAUAACAAUAAUAAUAAUAACAACAAUAAUAAUAAUAAUAAUAAUAAUAAUAAUAAUAAUAAUAAUAAUAAUAAUAAUAAUAAUAAUAAUAAUAAUAAUAAUAAUAAUAAUAAUAAUAAUAAUAAUAAGUUAAAUAAAAUAUAGAUUCAGUUAAUUUAAAUCCCUAUUUAUCAAAUCAUUAAUAAACAUAAAAUUAAGAAAAAACUGUAACAAUACCUGUAAAAGAGUUAUAAAAUUGGGAUAAGAAAUCUAAAGAUUAAUUAAAUUAGAUUAAAUUAUUACAAACAGAAGUUUCUUAAUUAAAAUAACUUUAAGAGGAAUAAGCAAAAGCAUUAAAUACUAAACAAUAAAAAACUAAUCUCUCAAUGGAAAGUCUAGUUUAGAAAUGUUAGGCUUUAUAAUAAAUAAUUGAUGAUAGCAGUGUUAUAAAUUCUAAAAUGAGUGCUGAAUUAGGAUUGUAUAAAUAAUAAAAUUCAUAACUUAAAGAAGAUUUAAAACUAUGUAAUUCAGAACUAAAAGACUUAAGAAUCAUUUCUUAAAAUAAAUUUAAAUUAGAAAGUGAACUUUAAUAAGCAUUAAGCACAUUAUCAGAAUAUUAAGAUUAAUAAAGUGUAAUAAUAUUUAUCAUUAAUUUUAUAGUUAAUAAAAUAGCUUGAAAAUGAGAAUUAAAGAAAAAUAGAAGAAUUGGAUAAUACUUCAAAGUAACUUAAAUAAAAUGAAAAAUAAAGAAUAAAAGUAAAUUAAUAUAUUAAAUUUUAGUUGCAAGAGAAAUAUGAUGAAUUGUGUGAUGAAUUAUCAAAGACCAAAAAAUAUUUAUAAAAUAUAUAAUCAGAAUUAGAUUAAAAAUCAAUUAAAUUAAAAGAUUUAGAGAAAAUCUUGUCUACAUAAUUUUAAGAGUUUUCUAUUUUAGAAUAAAAGUAUAAUGAUUAAAAUUUGGUUAAUGAUGAUUUAAGAAAUUAGUUGAGACUCUUAUAAAAGAAAUAUGCUUAAGAAACUGAAUAAUUAACACAAGAUUUAAUCUUAAAAUAAAAAUAAUUAAUAUAAUUAGAGGAAUAAAAUCAUAAUAUGUCUAAAGAUUUAUAAAUUAUGAGAGAAAUGUAAUUUAGAUAAAAGCCUUCCCUUGAUGCCCCAUUAACAAAAAAAGAAAAAAUAGUAGUUGAAUCAUUGGCUAAUAGAGUUCAAGAAUUAGAAAUUUAAAAUAAAACCAUAAGAGAUUAAUAUAAUGCCAAAAUUGCUAUUUUGACAAAUUAAUUAGAAGAAAAAAUAGCAUAUAUACAAUCAAUAGCAUAUAAUCUCAGCAAAGCAUAUCCCAGUUUAUCAGAGGCAGAUUUGUAAUAAUUUAAAUAUUAGCUUUUAGAAUUGAUAAAGAAGAUAUUAAAUUAAUUUAAUCAUUAAGAAAGAAAUAAAAUGUUCAAGAUAUUUUAGAAGUAUUAAGAUAUUAAUAUUUUAGAAAACAAUGAUUGAAAAUUUGCAAUUAAGAGAUUAAAUAAAAUUAUUAGGAGCUGAAUUGAAUAAAAGAAGAUGA